UUCUUCCUUUUUUUAAAUCAAGGCAUGCACAGCACUCGGUCUCCUCACAUUAGAGAAGGUCAUAUCUAAUAAUAAAGAAAUAUAUUUUUAUUGUUGAGCCUGAAUUGACUGAUAAGUCAAGCUGUUGUCAGUGUGGACCAGCUGUAAAUGGCUACUUGUCACCAUCUUAGGGGAGGGUUGUAUAAAAGUCCCUUGGGUUUGCCAGCACUUUGAUGUAUAACUCAACCACAAGUGCAGUGAGUUUAAAAGUGCAAGUCUUGGCUCGUGAGUCAGCACUCCCUCCCAGAUGGUAUAAGAAGUGUUUGCUUGGAGAACAGCGAUGAGACAAAGCCUGCACAGCUCUGGGAGUGUUGGUAGCUGUCACUAAAAGGAAAGGCUGCAACGAGGCUGGGGCAACACUCUGGGAAUGGUCUGAUGUCUGAUGUUGAAGUUUAAGAAGCCUCGGCUGCUCCAGCCAGUCAUUCCAGUGGUUGUUUUAAGGGAAAUUCACAUUUUAAUUAUUUCUUCUCAUUACAUUUUAUGCUGCUGACAAGGACACAUUGGAAGACAUCCUUUUGAACCAGAAAACUUCCCGACCGAGGACCUAAAUCAGCCAUGGUUCCUGCAUAACUGGUUAUGAAAAUCUGCACUCCAAGUCUGAAACGGCAGGGCAUAAGAUGUUUGUGGAGUCAGCUGUCCGAUGGUGGGUGUGGAGCAUCCUGCUUCAGUUUGGUCUGGGUGUAUCUGCAGGAGGCUGCCCUUCACGAUGUACGUGCAGACCUGAGGCAAGAGAAGCUGUCUGCUCUGGGAAAUAUUUGACUUCUGUGCCAGAGGGUGUUUCCAACGACGCCAGACGUUUGGAUUUAUCCCGCAAUAGGAUUAAAACUGUGGGACGUCGUCAGUUCUCUGGCCUCCUGCAACUUCAGGAGUUGGACCUCAGUGAUAAUGUAAUCUCCAUGAUUGAAGUAGAGGCUUUUUUGGGCCUCAGGAAUCUUAGGACACUUCGAAUUAAAAACAACCGUCUCAAGAUCCUCCCAGUGGGAGUGUUUUCUGGCUUGUCGAGUCUGCGCUAUGUGGACUUGAGUCAGAAUGAGAUUCUUGUUUUUCUGGACUAUACAUUCAAAGAAAUGGUCAACCUGCAAUGGCUGGAAACUGGGGAGAAUGACCUUGUCUUCAUCUCACAAAGAGCUUUCUUUGGUCUGCAGAAUCUGCAAGAGCUCAACUUAGACCGGAGCAACCUGACCUCCAUUCCCACCGAAGCCUUGUCCCAACUCCAGAGCCUGGUCCAACUUCGCAUGAUACGCCUAACUAUUUCUGCACUACCCAACAAUGCUUUUCGACGACUCCACCGUUUGCGAAGUCUCGUGAUCUCGAACUGGCCAACAUUAGACUCAAUUGCCACCAACAGUCUAAUUGGUCUUAAUUUGACCUCACUUGUCAUCAGUAGCUGCAACCUAAGCUCAAUUCCUUAUGCAGCCCUUCGUCAUCUAGUGUACCUACGCUUUCUAGACUUGUCCUACAACCCUAUCACUGUCAUUCAAGGUAACCUGCUGGGGGAUCUACUGAGACUCCAGGAGUUGCAUCUUGCCGGGUCAAGUCUGCUACAAAUAGAGCCAGGAGCCUUCAGGGGUCUGUCCUUCUUUCGCAUGCUUAAUGUGACAUCAAAUCAGCUCACUACUUUGGAGGAGAGUGCUUUCCAUUCAGUGGGGAACCUUCAGGUGUUGCGGUUGGACGGGAAUCCCCUUGCAUGCGAUUGUCGGCUUCUGUGGGUGGUCCGUCGCAGGCUGCGCUUGAACUUUGAUGGACAUCAGCCCACUUGCUCUUCUCCUGAUACGGUGAAACAUCGAGAAUUCAGAGAGUUCUCAGAAAAAGAACUCCCAAAGCUGUUCACCUGUCGCCCUGCUCGUGUCUUGGACCGCAGGCCGCAGGAGGCAAGAGUGGAAGAGGGUACCACCGUUCUGUUUUCCUGCAAGGUCGAUGGGGACCCAUUACCAGUUAUCACCUGGAUUUCCUCCCAGAAGACUGUGAUCUCUACUUCGGGAAGAAUCAGAGUUUUACAGAAUGGUACUCUGGAGGUGAGAUUUGCUCAGGUUCAGGACAGUGGUGCAUACCAGUGCCUGGCAGGCAAUGCAGCGGGCAAUGACAGCCUGACUGUGGGUCUAUAUGUGAAGGGGCUUCCACGUAACAGAUCCAUCCCUUUGUUCACAGAAGAAGGUUGGGUUGAGCCUUCAACUGCCCAAGCUGCCAACUCCUCAGCUCAAAUGGCCAAGCCAUAUCCCUUUGACGCAAAGACCCUGAUAAUUGCCACUACCAUGGGAUUUCUGUCAUUCCUCAGUUCUGUGGCCAUCUGUUUUGUCUUCAUGUUUUUCUGGAGUCAGAGCAAAGGUCAGAUCAAGCACACAGCAACUAUUGACUUUGUUCCUCGUUCUUCUGUUGGUGGAGGAGGAGGGGAUGGAGGUGAUGGGGGCAGGUUUACUAUGAAACUUAUUUAAAGAGAUAUAAGGUGAUGAGACUAGUCUCUGAAUGAAGUACUUCCACUAUAUGGCUCAAAGACAGCAACCAGAGUUGAAAUGGCCCUUAAGAAAGCAGUUAGGGUAUAUUUUCGAUCAUGCUAGUCCCUCUGUGAGUUUUAGAGCUGAAAAUUAUAUCAGUGGCUUCUUUUCUGUGUCAUUUGAGGAAAUAAAAUUCAUUUGCUCUGCAUUUCUUUUAACACAUCAUACUUUUAAUCAGCAUGUGCUUACUACAGCUUUUUUUUAUUAUAAAAAA
Messenger RNA from Poecilia latipinna (sailfin molly), 2745 nucleotides. It is a transcript of the gene lingo4b, whose product is annotated as leucine rich repeat and Ig domain containing 4b. The record is from RefSeq and is a predicted model, not a curated record. The coding region runs from base 657 to 2471 and encodes 604 amino acids. NCBI's taxonomy places the organism in Eukaryota, Metazoa, Chordata, Actinopteri, Cyprinodontiformes, Poeciliidae. The transcript has 4 exons. Gene Ontology annotation, molecular function: protein binding.